Drosophila ananassae is the source of this 1880-nucleotide messenger RNA. RefSeq lists its product as uncharacterized. The record is from RefSeq and is a predicted model, not a curated record. The transcript is spliced from 2 exons. Gene Ontology annotation, cellular component: cytoplasm; cytosol. Gene Ontology annotation, molecular function: 4-hydroxy-3-polyprenylbenzoate decarboxylase activity. Bases 220 to 1275 code for a protein of 351 amino acids. Gene Ontology annotation, biological process: ubiquinone biosynthetic process. NCBI's taxonomy places the organism in Eukaryota, Metazoa, Arthropoda, Insecta, Diptera, Drosophilidae.
AUUCACCGUAGGGUUUUGUCAAACAAAGGGCCAGCUAUCAUCUUUGAAAAUGUUGUCACAGAAAACGGCAAAAAUUCGAUUCCAGUUUUAGUGAAUUUAUUCGGUACUAUUGAAAGAAUUGCCUUGGGACUGAACAUAAAUCCUGGUGAGCUAAGAGAUCUUGGUAAACUUUUAGCAUUUUUGCAAUCACCUGAGCCGCCAAAAAACUUUAAAGAUGCUAUGAAGAUGUUUCCUCUGCUAAAAGUCGUGUUAUCGAUGCGAAGUAAAGUCGUGAGCAAAGCUCCAUGUCAAGAGGUAGUGCUAACCGGAGAUGAAGUGGACCUAAGUCUACUGCCCAUUCAAAUAUGCUGGCCAAAUGAACCUGCACCACUUAUCACCUGGCCGAUUGUGGUGACAAAAGGACCUACGAAAGACAAACAAGAUAAUUUCAAUCUUGGAAUAUAUCGUAUGCAGGUCAUAGAUAAAAAAACAACUCUAAUGCGUUGGCUUGCGCAUCGUGGAGGAGCAGGUCACCAUAAACGAUGGAAAGAGAAGGAACAAAAUAUGAAAUUUCCUGCUGCUGCUGUGAUCGGUAGUGAUCCUGCAACGAUUAUUGCUGCAGUAACUCCAGUGCCAGAAACAUUGUCAGAAUACCAAUUUGCUGGACUGCUGCGAAAGAAGCCGCUUGAGCUGGUAAAUUGUAAGACUAUUCCACUUCAAGUACCAGCUCACGCGGAAAUCGUUCUGGAAGGCUAUGUGAGUUUGGAUAGAUAUCAAGACGAAGGGCCAUACGGAGAUCACACCGGCUACUAUAAUUCUGUUGAGCAAUUUCCUGAAUUUAAUAUUACUGCAAUUACUAUGCGUAAAAACCCGAUAUAUCUUAGCACUUUCACUGGCAAGCCACCUGAUGAACCAUCGAUUCUUGGUGAAGCACUCAAUGAAAUUUUUGUGCCCAUUCUUAUCAAUCAAUUUCCAGAGAUAGUGGACUUUUAUCUGCCACCGGAAGGUUGCUCAUAUAGAAUAGCGGUAGUGUCGAUAAAAAAAUCCUAUCCAGGGCAGGCAAAAAGAAUUGUUAUGGGCAUACUUUCCUUUCUAAAGCAAUUUUUAUACACGAAGUUUAUUAUCGUUGUUGAUGAUGAUAUAAAUAUACGUGAUUGGAAGGAAGUGAUGUGGGCAAUGUCAACAAGGAUGGACCCUGUGCGUGAUACAAUCAUGAUAGAAAAUGCACCUAUUGAUUAUUUAGACUUUGCUUCCCCUGAAAGUGGACUUGGAGAUUGGCGAAAGCAAAUACAAUAGCUUCACUAUCAUGAUAAGUGGGCUGGCGGAGUUUGUCAAGCAAGUUUUUUUGUUUCUGCGGGCUACCUGAGUCUAUUGAUUUCAUUAGAGCCGAAACUCUUGAGACCUAGGUGAUAAUUCUAUCUAAAAGAAUGCCGAAAAAGAGCAGCAACCCUACGUAGGAGUUAUUUUUAAAUAUGGACAUGCAUUGACUGGGAUCGUCAGGAUUGAAAUUUUUGCAUUGGCGGUGAAAUAUGAACCCUACGGCAAGUAGAGCAAUAUAAAAAAUGUUAUUUAAUGAUGAUAAAAUACCAGCAUAUAGCCACGUCAUAAGAGAUAUUAAAUAAAAUCUUUUCAACCAAGAUUUUGUUGUAUCACCAAAAUAUAAUGCGGUAGAUUUCAUCCCGAGUUUUUCAUCAUCUUUUUUAUCUUGAUGGGCGUAUAUGGUGUCAUAACUAAGCGUCCAAAAGACGCAUCCUAUAUAAAACAGCAAGGAUUCUAUACUGAUCUGGUUUGUUAUUGCUGCUGAGCCCAUGAGCGAUCCCAUAUUGAAGGUAAACCCUAAGAACAAUUGUGGCCACCAAACAUACCGCUUUAAUAAAGGGUAAGUAGCUAUCAUACACAUU